AAUGAAUAAUACGUGGCGAAAAGGAAUAAUAAAUUACGGAAAUUUUUUCUUCUGCUCUGCUUCGGACAUCCCUCCCUCCGCUUCGCCGUCUCUUCGCUGUCCGCUGACCAAAAAAUGACAGAGGAAGAGGUGGCGAUGGAGAUGGAAGCUGUAGAAGCAGUUUACGGCGAUGAAGCCGUCAUAGUGGAUUCGUAUCCUCCUCAUCUUCACCUCCACAUCAAGCCCCGCACCGCCGAGAUCUCUUCUCAGCAGUUUGUGGAAGCUGUUGUGAGAAUACAAGCUGGUCCUAAGUAUCCAGACGAGCCGCCGGAGAUUAGUUUGAUUGAGUCUAAGGGUCUUGAUGAGGAAAGGCAAAAGCUUUUGAUGGGUUUUGUGCAAGAGAAAUCUUUGGAACUAUCAUCUUCUCUAAUGCUAGUUGCACUUUGUGAGGAAGCAGUAGAGAGGCUGACGAUAAUGAAUCAUCCGGAUGGUGACUGUCCACUGUGUUUGUAUCCGUUAUUCCCUGAGGAUGGAGAGAGUGAUCAAAUGCCCUUUAUGAAGCUCAUGUCUUGCUUUCAUUGUUUCCACUGUGAGUGCAUCAUUAGGUGGUGGAACUGGCUUCACACAGAGAAAGAAGCUGAUUCAGUGAAUGGUAACUCUGGAUCAGUAGAUAAAAGCUUGGGAAACUGUCCAGUGUGCCGCAAAGUUGUUCAUGCGAGUGAUAUUGAACAUGUUCUCGGCUUAGUCGGUGCAACUCAGUCAUCUCAACAGCUUUCAUGCUUUAUGACCAAACAGGAUUCUGGUGAGGUCCAAGACCCAGUGCUCCAGUCAGAGUCAGAGAACAUGAGAAGAGAGCGGUUUGAGGCUAUUCUAAAGACGCAGGAAGAGCAGGGUGGUCUGGUUCAACCAAAGAAAAACAUAUCGGUUGUUCCCGGUAUGUAUCUUCCUCCUCCACCAGCUCCUGCAUCAUCUUCAUCAAACCAAGAAGAAGCUCAGGAACAAGGACAACAAGUGGAACAAUACAAAGACGCUGAAUCAGAGACAAACUCCAGCAGCUCCAACAACAGGAGAGGGAGAGGCAGAGGCCGAGGAGGUCGGGGACAUAGUAACGUCAACAGGAGGAAGCAGAAUCCUCAAGAUCCAAGAAAACCUACGAAGCAGUGGGUGCAGAGGAGUUGACAAAACUUAUGUAUUAUUUAUAUAUAUCGAGAGAGAGAGACAGAGAUCAAACUCAGACUCAAAAAUCUGUAUACAAAUACAAAAAAAAAAUCCUAUGGUCCGAUUGGUAAUGGCUGUACCUUUAAAAAUUUUGCUGUAAAAAAAAAUCUGGUUUUAUAUUUUAUUGCUGUAGAAUUUUAUGAAAA
This is a messenger RNA of Brassica rapa (field mustard), 1343 nucleotides long. Its product is annotated as E3 ubiquitin-protein ligase RNF25. Gene Ontology annotation, cellular component: nucleus. Gene Ontology annotation, molecular function: protein binding; ubiquitin protein ligase activity. The record is from RefSeq and is a predicted model, not a curated record. Gene Ontology annotation, biological process: protein ubiquitination. Lineage: Eukaryota; Viridiplantae; Streptophyta; Magnoliopsida; Brassicales; Brassicaceae.